GGAAGCGCGGGGCGGGCUGGACAAUGAGAGUGUCCGCCGCCUGAGCCAAUAAAGCUGCGCUGGUUUUGAAUCGCGGCGCGUUUCCCGCCGCCGGGGUCAGGGGUCGGGGUUCGGGUCGCGGGGCGGAGGGAAGAGAAGAGAAGAGCGAUCGGCUGGGCGGGAGGCGCCGGCGCCAGAGCGGACGGGGAGUUAAAAAAAAGAAAAAGAGAUCUCCGACACGAGCAGCCGCCCAGAGGCCGCGGAGUCCGCGACGCCCGAGCCGCCGCGCCCCCAUGGCGGCCACCAAGGACACUCACGAGGACCACGACACCUCCACGGAAAACGCCGACGAGUCCAACCACGACCCCCAGUUUGAACCCAUAGUGUCUCUUCCCGAGCAAGAGAUCAAAACACUGGAAGAAGAUGAAGAGGAACUUUUCAAAAUGCGGGCCAAGCUUUUCCGAUUUGCUUCUGAGAACGACCUCCCGGAGUGGAAGGAGCGCGGCACGGGUGACGUGAAGCUCCUGAAGCACAAGGAGAAGGGGACCAUCCGCUUGCUCAUGAGGAGGGACAAGACCCUCAAGAUCUGCGCCAACCACUACAUCACACCGAUGAUGGAGCUGAAGCCCAACGCAGGCAGUGACCGCGCCUGGGUGUGGAACACCCAUGCUGACUUUGCCGACGAGUGCCCGAAGCCGGAGCUGCUUGCCAUUCGUUUCCUCAAUGCUGAGAAUGCACAGAAGUUCAAAACAAAGUUUGAGGAGUGCAGGAAAGAGAUGGAGGAGCUGGGUGAGAAAGGAUCCAGCAAGAACGACACCACCGAGAACGUGGCUGAGAAGUUGCAGGCCCUCUCGGUGAAGGAGGAGAGUGGGCAGCCGGCAGGGCAGGCCCAGGAGGCCGCAGCGGAGCCCGCCACAGAGCAGCAAUGAGCCACCACCCCGUUUCCUCAUUCUUUUCUUCUCCUUCUGCCUUUUUUUCUUUAUUUUAUUUUUUUUAAAAAAACCCUGGGCGCCCCUCCCAUUCUUUUCUGUUUUAUUUUUGUUUUUGCAAGGGACUUUAUAUAAAGAACUGAAUUUAAAAUUCUGUCCAUUCCCCAGUCAUGAAAAUGUACUGUGCUAACUUUUCUUUUUCCAUAGUGGAAACACUUAUUUAUAGGCAUCAAAGAUAGCAAAUAAAAACACAUUUGAAACCUG
Messenger RNA from Ochotona curzoniae (black-lipped pika), 1172 nucleotides. RefSeq names its product RAN binding protein 1 (gene RANBP1). The transcript is spliced from 6 exons. Gene Ontology annotation, biological process: nucleocytoplasmic transport; positive regulation of mitotic centrosome separation. Lineage: Eukaryota; Metazoa; Chordata; Mammalia; Lagomorpha; Ochotonidae. Gene Ontology annotation, molecular function: GTPase activator activity. Gene Ontology annotation, cellular component: centrosome; nuclear pore; cytoplasm. The coding region runs from base 273 to 908 and encodes 211 amino acids. The record is from RefSeq and is a predicted model, not a curated record.